Molecule: messenger RNA, 511 nt
Organism: Macroventuria anomochaeta
Lineage: Eukaryota; Fungi; Ascomycota; Dothideomycetes; Pleosporales; Didymellaceae
Product: COPI associated
Exons: 6
Coding region: 114-509 (131 amino acids)
Biological process (GO): vesicle-mediated transport
Cellular component (GO): Golgi membrane
Source: RefSeq, a predicted model, not a curated record
CCUUAACAGCAGUCAAGCAUCACCCAUCCCAUCUCCAGACACCCCGUCAUCUCUCCGCGAAGCUUCUAUAACCGGUCGCCAAACUGCGGUAUCCACACCUCUCCAGCUCCAACAUGGACUUCUCCGAUAUCUUUCGCAUGGUGAACUUCGCCGUCGCCGCCUUCAUUGUUCUUGGCGGUGUUGCGAAAUUGUUCCCUUUCAACGAUUUCUCGAACAUCAUUCUCGGUGUUUACCUGAUCAUCUUCGGUGCCGGCACAGCUCUGCUAGAGUUCCAGAUCCCUCAGCAAGUCGCUCGCUAUGCCUCGUUCAUGUUCUCCUUCCUCGGCCGUGGAAUAUUUUACGUUUUCAUCGGUUCCGUAAUCGUCGGCAACGGCUGGUACCGCAUCGUCCCAGGUACCAUUGUUGGCAUUAUUGGUCUUGCCUACGCCGUCCUGGAGUACAUUCCCUCGAUCGAGCCCCCGGCGAACAUGCGCGAUGCUGAUGCUGGCUGGGGUGCUGAGCAAGUCUAAAC